Molecule: messenger RNA, 1132 nt
Organism: Pisolithus orientalis
Lineage: Eukaryota; Fungi; Basidiomycota; Agaricomycetes; Boletales; Pisolithaceae
Exons: 1
Coding region: 285-968 (227 amino acids)
Source: RefSeq, a predicted model, not a curated record
CACAUCUCGUCACCUUCUGGUGUCAGAGUUCUCGCUGGUUCGCUAUUUCUACAUUUCUCACCAGCAUAUUGACUAUCUUGGGCCGGGGCUUGCGUGGCUGUGUAGUCUUAGAUCCGGGGGUUGUUUGCCGAGAUCAGAAUGAAAUCUUGGGCGGUUAUAGCUGUUGAUGUUUUAUAGCUGGCAGGGGGUGCUGCGCCUUGUUUCCUCUCCUCGGCACUGCUUUUGUUCCCCCUCCACCGCUCCUUUCUUUGUAAACGUUACACCGGGUCUCUCCUUUCCUACUUAUGCCUCAACUCGACAACCCACGCAAGCGCACCUUUUCGUUCUCUGACCCCGUCCUGCCUCGCAAGUCAUCCCGCAUGUCCCUCCGUCGCACAGAGUCAUUCCUAUCGCUCUCGGACAGCUCCGAUGACGAAUCGGCCUCCUUUUUGCACCUCUCCUCAACGUCGCCGACCAUCUCCCCUUACCCGCGCGCCGUUGUAUACUCCAAAGAGCAUCAUAAACCUGGUCCCAGAACCAGGGCCGAAUUCACUAUUGGCUCAUCGCAGCCCAAUGCCACCCAGGCCAAAUUGCCCCGGAAGCGUUUCGCGCAACCCGGAGGGCAGCGCCCCGCUUCCCCGGCCGCUCCUAAGAACAUCGGCUUGCGCACCACCUCCCCCUUAGCCCCUGCUCGCAAGCUCCUUCCCCCCAGAGCCUCAUUCCCGCGUUCGAAGCCAGAACCAGACCUCUAUCGCUUCGCAAUAAAGACCCGAAUGGCCCACUCUCCUGAAGGCGAAAAGAUCCUUCGCAUGGGACCCAGGCUGGCAGUGGCUAUGUUGACCGCGACGAGGGAGCUUGAGCGCAUUGUAUCUGCCGCUGCGGAUGACGACGAUUCUAUUAUGGAUGAUGACCCACUCCUAAUGCCACCCGUAGGCGGGCGGCAUUGGCGGGUUGUUUCGCAUGGACAAGAGGUGCAAUGCGGGGCGUGACGCGCUGACGUAUGUAACAUUACCCCGAACCUUAUUCCACCUUCCACCGACUCGACCCUGAUUUCCAUCCUCCCUCCCUCUACCCGUGACGACGUCUAACGUCAGUGACGUGACACGACGCCUGACGACGGAACGGAAGUGCAUGAACAUGUAUUUAUCCCGCA